AUGAAAACCCUCGGCGUCCCAAGACGAGCCGUUAAGCCAUGGCACGUCUUUGCGGUGCUGGCGACGAUAGCGGUCGUCGUCGUCGUCGUCGUAGUCACUCCCACGGCUAUAUUAGUACCCAGACGGAAUCGCGACAGGGCUAUCGAGGAGGACAAGAGGACCCCAUCGCGACCGGACAUCGCCCGCGUGAACCUGGGAUACGCGCAGUACCAGGGCUCGCUUGUGGGCCGCGAUGGCGGCGUCGCGGAGUACCUCGGCAUGCGGUAUGCGGCGCCGCCGACGGGGGAGCGUAGAUGGCGGGCUCCGAUCGAGCCGGAGGUGGACGAUUCGGGGGACCAGGCGGCUGAUACGUUCGGCCCUAUUUGUCUGGGCAUCUCGGCGCCGUAUCCUAACGACGGAGCCCAAGAUGAAGAUUGUCUGUACGUCAACGUAUGGGCGCCGGCUAACGCGACAGUCGACUCUAAGCUGCCCGUGUGGCUGUUCAUCCAGGGCGGAGGCUACACCACCAACAGCAACGCCAACUGGAACGGCACCGCCGUGGUCGAGCGCUCGGGCCGCAACAUAGUCCUGGUCAACUUCAACUACCGCGUCGGGCUCUGGGGCUUCCUGGCGAGCGAGCGCGUGCGCGGCAGCGACGGCGACGGCGCGGCGGGAGACUUGAAUACCGGGCUCCGGGACCAGCGCGAGGCUAUGCGCUGGGUCCGGCGGCAUAUCGCGCAGUUCGGGGGCGAUCCGGCGCACGUCGUGAUCCACGGGGCGUCGGCUGGGGCCGGCUCCGUCGCGCUGCAUUUGCUUAUUUCGUAUGCGGAGGGCGGGCAGACGCUGCGCGGGAACGGCACCAGUAGUAGUGGUAGUGGUAGUGGUAGUAGUGACGAUCUCUUCGUAGGCGCUAUCGGGGAAUCCCCCUUCUUCCCCGCGCAGCCGACCGUUGCGGAUCUCGAGUGGCAGUUCGACAUGGUGCUCUCGCAGACGGGGUGCAGCGACGACGACGACGACGACGAAGAUGCAAUGUCGUGUCUCCGGAGCAAAGACACCGCCACCCUCCAGCAAUCCGCGAAUAUCCCCUCCCCGUUCCCCGGACGCCCGGGUCUUCCCGCGCCACUACCCCUAUUCUACUGGACGCCCUGCGUCGACGGCUCUCUCCUCCCGGACUCGCCCUCCGUCCUCUUCUCCCAGGGCUCCUUCGUCGACGUGCCCCUCAUACUAGGCACCACCACCAACGAAGGCACCGUCUUCGCGCCCGCCGACGCAGCCAGCUCAGACGCCAUGACGCUGUUCCUGCAGAACAACUACCCGCGCCUCUCCGCCGCCCAGGCCAGCGCCGUCCCCUCCAUAUACCCGCUCCAAGCCGCCGUCCCCCUCCACGCGUCCUGGUUCCCCUCCGCGGCAACCGCCUACGGCGAGGCGACCUUCAUCUGCCCGACGAACACCCUCCUCGCCUCGUAUGCCCCCCGCCGCGCCUGGAGCUACCGGUACGACGUCUACGACGCGAUGAACGCGGCGAUGGGGUUGGGCGUGCCGCAUAUAUGGGAGUCGUGGGCCGUGUUUGGGCCGGAUAGCCAGCAGGGGCCGGGGCGCGGGCCGGCGAGCUAUUAUAACGAGGCUGCGGCUGCGGGUGUGGUGCCGUGGGUUAUGGACUACUGGAUCUCGUUUGUGCGGACUUUGGACCCGUCUGCGUUGCGGACGCCCGGGGCUCCGGUGUGGGAGUUGUGGGAUGCGGAGGGGGGCGGGAAUGGUAAUGGUACUGGUAGUGGUGGUGAGAGAUUACUCAUGCAGGUGGGCAACUUCUCCAUGGAGACGGUGCCGGAGGACCAGUGGGAAAGAUGUGAUUUUUGGAAAGGGCUGGCGCCUGCGCUGCAGCAAAGGAAGAGAGUUCAAUGA
This is a messenger RNA of Daldinia decipiens, 1881 nucleotides long. Its product is annotated as alpha/beta-hydrolase. The record is from RefSeq and is a predicted model, not a curated record. NCBI's taxonomy places the organism in Eukaryota, Fungi, Ascomycota, Sordariomycetes, Xylariales, Hypoxylaceae. The coding region runs from base 1 to 1881 and encodes 626 amino acids. The transcript has 4 exons.